Messenger RNA from Aspergillus ochraceoroseus IBT 24754, 2377 nucleotides. RefSeq names its product nucleoporin NDC1. The transcript is spliced from 3 exons. NCBI's taxonomy places the organism in Eukaryota, Fungi, Ascomycota, Eurotiomycetes, Eurotiales, Aspergillaceae. Gene Ontology annotation, cellular component: nuclear pore transmembrane ring; spindle pole body. Gene Ontology annotation, molecular function: spindle pole body-nuclear membrane anchor activity. The record is from RefSeq and is a predicted model, not a curated record. Gene Ontology annotation, biological process: nuclear pore organization; spindle pole body localization. The coding region runs from base 161 to 2110 and encodes 649 amino acids.
CCGGUUGCUAGGCAAGCAUUACUCGACUUCUGCGAUUCUUUCCGGCGGGGUAACUCGAGAUACACAAUUCCUUGUCUCUCUGAUCAUGCUGUAAUCUUUUUUUUUUUUCCUUUGGUCCCUCUCUCAACAUUCUGCAGUUGCUUGACCCCAACUUCACACCAUGGCUGCCGCAAAGCCUCGCCCAUAUCGGCGCAUAUUGACGUCCGCGCUGCAUCGAAGAUUCGUCCAUGCCUCUGCUCUAGCUCUGUUAGUUUCUUACUUGGUCUCCAUAUUGAUCGGGGAUAAGUCUUCAUUUUUUUGGGCCUGGUUUCCAAUUGGAGCAUGUGGAAUUCGUACAGUCCUUCUCUUUAUCUCGUCUCUGGCGGUCUUCGUCCUUCGUGUUGGUCAGAUGCAUAUUGGCUCAAGAACCACUGCAUCUCCGAUCGCUACAUUCAAAUUCCUUGUUCCGCUUCACAUCAUCCAGACAUUUGGCUGGUAUAUCUUUUCGGCAUGGUGGUUCAGCGAAAUAUACAAAUGGUCUUCUCCGGUCAGCGCGCAUAUGGAAUGGGUAAAACGGGUCAAACCCCAUGAACGAGCGAACUUGAACGAGAGGCCGAUUUAUGUCUAUACCUGCCAUCUCCUCCUGGCGAUCGCACAAUCUGUGGCUCACCUUUACUACGAUUAUGACCGCGUCCCUAUCCCUGUCGCGAAACCAACCCCCGGGGCUACAGACCAGCGAACGCACCCGAUAAACUCGGUUUCAAAACGCAUCCAAGCAGCACUACCAAAACUCAUGAGGGAUGGGCUGGUAAGGAGCACGUCGGUGGCACUGUUCUGCCCUGUGGCGUACACUUUCUUCCUCAGACGCCCAGCAUGGAGCUACACCAUGUACUUCGCCAAACUGUUCUGGGAUUUCCCUCGGUCUGCCGCCGAUCCGCCUGGCCUAAUUCCUCCAAUUAACCCACUGCUCAUCGCGCGUACUGUGGUUUCAGGAGGAUUCCUUGUUCUGUGUUGGCAAACUACAAAUUUAUUCUUCUCGAUUUUCAUCAGCAAGGAGCCUCUCAAGCGGGGACAGCCUUUGACCGCAGAAGCCAAAGAUCCCAACGGCAGCCUGUUGAACGGAUUGAAGGCAAAGAAGGAAACUGUCCGAGCAUUUGCAUUCUGGGAACUUUGCUUCAUCAGCCAGCAAUUCCCUGAUCGACGAAAGGCGAUUUUUAAUGAUAUCGACCGUGAAGGUGGAUCUGCCUGGUCUCAGGUCCUCCAGUCUUCCACCGAGAUCAUUAAGGGCAUCUCUACUCGGAUCAACCCCCCCUUAGCAGGCCCCAAACCUUCUCCGGUUGAGAAAGCCCAACCGGUUCUACAUACGCUGCCCCGACUAACCGACCCUCCAAAGGAGGGCAACAUCUUCGCCGCCUCGCCCAAGCCUACCUCCCGCCAGCAAAAGCUCAGUGAAGCCGUUAGCUCAGCAGUGAAAUCCUACGGCAACUCUCCAGACUGGACACCCGCCGCGCGCGCCCACGCCCGCGAUGUCUUCGACCGCGCCUCCUCCGCCGUCCUUAGUCCCGAACGCAAACGGAAGCUCCUCGCGUCCUCCCAAGAGCUUAAAAUGCUUACUGCCCCUUCAACCAGCAAACCCGAGAACAUCCACCCGCUCCUCGCCCAACUCCUCCGCUCCCCCGUUGGCCUUUUUAUCCGCCAAACCUACGCCCGCCGGCUGUCCAGCGUUGUGCUCGGCACCCCCCACGCAAACCUCUGCUCCACCAUCGACGCAAUUGAGUCCCUCACCCGCCUCCUCGUCGCAAGUCUCCAAGAAGACCAAUACGGCAAGGUCCAAGCGGACGUCCCCGGUGUCGUCCGCCUCUUUACAGAAACAGUCAUGACGCUUGAACAGUACGCCCACGCUGGUCUCAGUAUCCACUGGACAGACGUGAACUUUCCUCCGUCCAGCAACCCAGCCGCACAAGCUGAGGCACGGCGCGUACCCGACGUCGAGCUUGUCAUUGACACGCUCCGAGCUUCUCUCGCGAGCCUCUUGUCUGCAUUCAACCUUUACCUCAAGGAUAUCGGUCUCGUAGGGAAGGAUCUGCGCCUUGCAAGAGAGGCAGCAGGUGUAAUUGAAGAAGUGAUGUGAUUUAAGCAGGAUUUUCUUUUUUUUUUUCCAACUCCAGACCGCUUGAGACUACCCUAUCUGUUGAAAAGUUACGAAAUGAUUCUAGAGCCUCAUCCCCCUUACUACCCACCCUACUACUUACUUACUGCAUUAUUCUGGCGUUGCUUUGUCUGUCCCUGUCCCUGUCUCGAUCUCUUACGAAUCAAUCAAUCAAUCAAUCAAUCAAUCAACAACAGAAGAAACGAAAACACUUCAUAAACAAAGUGAACCCGUUCAAAUAUAUUCCUG